AUGGACGAUGACGAUGAGGACAAUAUUGGUGGUCCACCCGUUGACAUUGAUGAUGUCAAUAAUAUCAGCGAUGAUGACCGAGUUCAAAUAUUAGAUGAUGACGAUGAUAUUGAUGACUCUAUCAACAACAACAACAACAAUACAACAGGAACAAACAAUAGUUUCAAUGAUAGUAUCAACAGCAGUGUAGACUUUGACUUUGAUUUCGAUGAUGUACUUCAACCACAGCCUGCUGCACAACAGUCUACCUCGCCUCAUUCAAUGAGUGUACAGAGAAGAGGAAGAUCUGGCUCGUGGGGAUCGUCGUAUAAAGGCGCCAAAGCACAAAACACUACACCAAAGACGACACCAAAGACGACACCAAAGACACCUCCAGCACCCAAACCAAAGCGUAUAGCUCCUGCCUUCAAGGUGGUCAAGGGCACAAACUUUAUGGUUGAUGGAUUCCAAUACAAGUCAUCUGAUUAUCAACACUACUUCUUGACACACUUUCACUCGGAUCAUUACACUGGCUUAACAAAGACAUGGAACUUUGGUUCAAUCUACUGUUCCGUCGAGACUGGUAAGCUCGUUCACAGAAGACUUGGUGUCGAUGCUAAAUAUAUCAAAGCACUACCAUGGAACAAGUUUAAGAAGUUGGAAGGAGUUGAUGUUGCUAUACUUGAUGCCAACCAUUGUCCAGGUUCAGCAAUGUUCCUAUUUAACAUCAAUGGAGAGUAUACUCUACACACAGGUGACUUUAGGUAUCAUCCAAGAAUGAAUGAUUACCAACUAUUGCGAGAAUGUCAGCUGACCAGACUGUAUUUGGACAACACAUUCUGCAACCCUCAAUAUGUAUUCCCACCUCAGCAACAGGUGAUUGGUGAGGUAGCCAGUAUUGUAAAGAGAGAGAACGAUGGAGAGACGAUGUUUUUGUUUGGCACCUACGUCAUUGGCAAGGAGAGGAUCCUGCUAGAGGUGGCCAAACAAGAGAAGAGACGUAUAUGUGUGUCAAAUGAGAAGUAUCAGACACUGGAGUGUUUGGACAUGGACAUUGAGAAGAUCUUCACCAAGGAUGAGAGCGAGACACCCUUUCACGCAGUGUCUAUGGGACUCAUUCGACUGGACACACUUAAUGAUCUGGUGGCACAGUCCAAGGGACGAUACAAACGAGCCAUUGGCUUCCGUCCCACUGGAUGGACACAAUCAAAGAAGGCAGUCACCUAUCGCAAAUGGAACAAUGCUGUAUUCUACAGUGUUGCUUAUUCUGAGCAUAGUAGUUAUAAUGAACUACAGGCUUGCAUCGAGCACUUUAGGCCACAGGAGAUCGUGCCUACCGUCGACUGUGAGACUGAGCAUAAGGUCAAGAGUAUAUUGUCACACUUUGAUGAUAUCUAUGAUAGGAGAAAACAAAGAUCUAUAUCAUCAUUCUUCAGUUCACUUGGUAGUGGUGCAGGCAAAGGAGGUGGAGGCAGCAGCAACACGAGUAGUUCUACAACAUCAACACUCCUGUCAUGGUUUGGUGUUGGAGGUGAUGAUAAGGGAAACACAACAACACCGAUCAAGAAGGAUAAGAAGAAGGUGUUUGAUAUAGACGAGCUCAUUGACUUUAACUAUGACAGUUCACAGUCAGAUGCAUCUCAGUUGACAUUGCCACCACCUACUUCAACAUCAUCCACAACAACAACGACAACAAAAACAACCUUAUCAACAUCAUCAUCAACUACGCCUUCAUCGUCACAAUUAGUUUUGUUUGAUGAUGGAAGCAACGAGGCAGAUCUAUCCUUUGACCUCAAUGAUCCAGUGUUCAUAAGCCAACAGCGAUGGAUAGAGAAACAACUUAAAUCCAGUACAUCCUCAGUUGGAAACUCUUCAAAAUCAUCAACAUCAAGCAAGAGUAGUAGUAGCAGUAACACAAGUGCCAACAAUAGAAAGAACAAGACAUCACCCGCUCAGAAAUCCACAUCUCGAUCAACAAAGAAAUCAAAGACAGACACAACCGAUGUGUCAACACCAUCGACAGCGAUUGUCGUACAUACUGCACAACAGCCUGUUACAGACACAUCCACCCAGUCCUCUUCUUCCUCCUCAUCAUCAUUUUUCUCAACACAAUCCAACGCAGUCGAUGCUCAACGCCAGCCAAUGACCCAAUCGUUCAUCACCAACUUCUUCCAGCGCUGUACCAAUAACUCAACGAUCCAAUCACUGUUUACCAAAAACAAAGGAUAG
Messenger RNA from Acytostelium subglobosum LB1, 2208 nucleotides. RefSeq lists its product as hypothetical. The record is from RefSeq and is a predicted model, not a curated record. Bases 1 to 2208 code for a protein of 735 amino acids. The transcript has 5 exons. NCBI's taxonomy places the organism in Eukaryota, Evosea, Eumycetozoa, Acytosteliales, Acytosteliaceae. Gene Ontology annotation, molecular function: 5'-3' DNA exonuclease activity; damaged DNA binding. Gene Ontology annotation, biological process: double-strand break repair via nonhomologous end joining; interstrand cross-link repair; protection from non-homologous end joining at telomere.